Messenger RNA from Carya illinoinensis, 1216 nucleotides. RefSeq names its product protein SOB FIVE-LIKE 5-like. Gene Ontology annotation, biological process: cytokinin biosynthetic process. NCBI's taxonomy places the organism in Eukaryota, Viridiplantae, Streptophyta, Magnoliopsida, Fagales, Juglandaceae. The transcript is spliced from 4 exons. Bases 443 to 1009 code for a protein of 188 amino acids. The record is from RefSeq and is a predicted model, not a curated record.
GCAAAACUUCAGCAUAUUUUGCUACAUGAGUUCUGAUACUCACCACACACUAUGCCUGUUACAGUCAAAACACAAAUAUUUCUUUUUUGUUAGUUGUGUUGUUUCUUCAUCUCUCUCUCUCUCUCUCUCACACACACACAAACACAAAAACAUACACGCAGACACCAACUACAAAGCCAACUGGCAAUUUCAAUUCAUGCACAUAGAGAUAAAAUAAGAAGGCGAAGGAUAGAGCAAAGGACAAACGUAGUCUAGUUUAAGUGUGAUUCGUUUAGUUUCUUCUCCCUCUAUUCUUCUCCUCUUCUGGUUAUAUAGAGAAUAGAGCCAGACAGGGAGGGGGGAGGGGGGCUCCUUACAACCUCAUUCUUCUUACAUCUUUCUGUCAUAACGAGCCUACACACACACAGACACACACACACAGUGUGUAAAGAGGCUACUGAAAAUGGAUUUCUCGGCAUCUCAAUGUAGCAGUGGAUGUGAAUCAGGUUGGACUCGGUACUUAGACCAAUCCUCACUUUCAGAAUACCAAUUCCACAGAGAUGGCGGUAUGGAUGAAUAUAGAGGAAAAGGAGAAAAAAUGGAGGAGAAAGAAGAAGAUUUAUCCUUGGUCUCUGAUGCUUCAUCUGGGCCUUCACAUUACCAUGAAGAUGAUGAAGAGUCCAUUCAUGAUGAUGGGUUUCCCCUUUAUUCUUCUACAGCUUCUGAGGUGGCCCGUAAAAACAAAAAGAAAAAGAAGGCCAAGGCCAAAGAAUCUGGCAGACACCGCCAGCGUUCAAAUCUUGAUGACACUGCCACUUCUCCUGCAUUGAACUUUCCAAAGGUUACAACUCACUAUGGGAAUGAGGAUUCAACUAUGAAGAAUUUAUGGAACUUCUCUCAGGGUAAUUUCUCUGCAACACAAUUUGAGGGGAAAUCUGCAUUCCAGGAGAAUUUUACUUUCUUGAAGUCCUUUGCUGAAAAACCAGCUUCAGAAGAACAAGGUGGUUUUCAUGGAAGAAAUUGGAAAUGACAUCUUUUGUCGUGGAUGCUGCAGUUGCUGUGGGGAGAGAGAGAGAGAGAGAGGGCUGUAAAAGAUGUCACUAGAUUUCAAAAGGAUAUUGCUUCUCCUUUUUCUCUUUUUGUUCUUGUUUCAGUUUUACUGCUUUUUCUCUGUGAUUGACAAUGCAGUGGGAAACAACCUGAGAACGCAAAAAAUAAAAGAUUUUCCUGUCCUCAA